Messenger RNA from Trichobilharzia szidati, 981 nucleotides. The record is from the annotation of a GenBank genome assembly. NCBI's taxonomy places the organism in Eukaryota, Metazoa, Platyhelminthes, Trematoda, Strigeidida, Schistosomatidae.
GUGAUUUGGAUUAAGUCGUUACGUAAGUCGCACAUGUUUCUAGUUUGCUAGUUGUCUUUAUGUUUAUGUGUUAAAAAAGUGUUAUGCACUCGUUAUUAAACAGGCGCAUCAAGAUAUUCCUCAAUUGACCGAUCUACCUGCUCACAACUGAGAUUACCAAGAAGAAAAUCACUACUUUCAGAGUCGGUUUUAACUUUGUAUGAUGCAGGAAGCUGAAUUGUCUUUUAUACCAUAUAACACCUCACACGUAUGGAAGCCACCGAUCAAACUGUCAGACUGCUCAUCCGAAUUUCUCCAGUCGUCUUCUGUAGACUAUAGCAUCUUAGAAAAUCCAUUUUCUUCUAAAUCAGAACCUUAUGAUCCCAAGCUAGAAGCAAAAUUAUGGCAAGGAUUGGGUAUACUCAAGACUGAUACUGUUGAAAAUGAAAAUGAAAAACCUGCUAGUGAGAAUCCCUACUAUCUGACGUCGAUACCUGGUCUUCACAGUAAACGAGAAGUAAAAAGAAUACGUCGGGCCGAACGUAAAAGUAAACUGUCAAAUUGGUUUGACUUGCCAAAACCUGACGUUACUGAAGAAGAUCGUGAAGAUUUAGAACUAAUUAGACUACGUCGAGCUAUUUCUUCGGAUACACAUGUCAGAAAGGCAGACGGCAAAGCUACUUACUUCCAGAGAGGUGUAGUUGUAGACGAUCCAGGCAGUUUCUAUGAUAGACUACCACGUAAACAAAGAGGAAAAACUCUUGUUGAUGAACUUUUAGCUAAUGCUGAAAUAAUGAAAGUUCACAGGAAACGGUACGCUAAGAUUGCACGCUCUAUGGCUGAAAAGCGUGCCGCUAUUAGGAGGAGAGAGCAACAAAGAAUGAAGCGCAUGAAAGUUAAGGGUAAGAAGCCACAAGCCACUGUCGUUGUUCCCGAGUAACUUUUUUUAAACAGGAUUUCCUAUUUGUACAUAUAUCACAAAAUAAGAUUGUUUCUUUGAAA